This is a messenger RNA of Triticum turgidum subsp. durum (durum wheat), 1368 nucleotides long. The record is from the annotation of a GenBank genome assembly. NCBI's taxonomy places the organism in Eukaryota, Viridiplantae, Streptophyta, Magnoliopsida, Poales, Poaceae.
AUGAGCAUGGAACCAUCUUGGAUCGUGCCUUGCGACUCGGGUUGGUCCAUGGAAGAAGCAGCAGCUGCGUGGAGUAGUGAAGAUAGGAUUAGCUUCCAAACAUCCUUGCCUAGCCAUAGUGAUAGCGUGCAGCUGCAGAUGGUUGAGUAUGCAUCCCCAUCCCUAGCCCCAGCUACACACGAUAACGACAGUAGUUAUCCGAUCCAGGUGUUCGAGGAAGCAGUGGAACCGUUCCGUGCUGACUACUCGGACAGCAUGGAAUGGAAGAUGCACAAGGUCCCUCCAAGCCUGAUAGAUGUCUUCCCACGGUACAAGGAGCCGUUGACUGUGGCCAUCGGCCCUUACCACCACGGUGCUCAUCCCGGCUUGCUGGAGGCGGAGAGGAUGAAGCAUGUGGCUGCCACCCAAUGCAUGAGGGAGUCGACCCGCUCACUCCAGGAGAUGUACAAUGCGGUCUUCUUCGUGUUACCUGACGCCCGCAACCUCUACCACCAGGACAAUCCGGCAAAAUUCCGCGACGACAACUUCCUGCCGAUGAUGUUCCUUGAUGCCUGCUUCUUGGUGCAGUACAUGCGUUGGUAUUAUGUCAACGACGACGACAUGGAUGAGGCGCUGAACAACUAUUUCUUCGCCAACUACGAGCACAUCUGCACCGACAUCAUGAAGCUUGAGAACCAGAUCCCUUGGGUGGUGGUUCAAGCCAUCUUCCACUUCAUGCCGGCUGCGCCCGCCUCGCCCUGGCCCUGGGAGGACUUCGUCAUUGCGAUGAGAAGAGGCCUGAAAAACCAAACGGAUGACAGAAAGAGCAAGGAGGACGGCAUCGUCGUAGUUCCUGAAUAUAAACCACCGCAUCUCCUCGGCCUCGUCUGGUUCUACGUCGUGGGAAAAGACGAGAAGGACGAGCUCCCCCUUGGAAACAGGCCCAUAUCAUUAUCUAUGAGCGUCGCAGAGCUUGACGCUGUAGGCAUCACGUUCAAACCCGAGGCGGAAACAGAAGAAGGGCUAGUAGACAUGGGCCUCCACAGUAAACCACCCUUCUUUGGCGUUCUCUCCGUGCCUCCCCUGUGCCUAACCGACAGAAAUGCGACCUGGCUCGUCAACAUGGCGGCCUUCGAGUUAUGCAGGGCCUCAGAUUUCGAUGAUAUUGCUGACAAAAAUUCCGAUGUCUGCUCCUACCUCCAACUCUUCGUCAUGCUGCUGGACCAGGAGAGGCACGUGCAUGACCUGCGAGCAAAAGGUGUCAUCCAAGGAGGAGGACUCACCAGCAAGGAGACGCUCGAGUUCUUCACUCUCAUUGGCAAGAACAUGCGCUAUGAGGAGGUCAUUUGGGCUCAGGUCGUACCUCUACAUUAUCAAGCACUGGACUAA